AGCAUUAUUGCCCCUGGGGACGUGAGUCACCAUCAUCAGCAUCAUCACCAUCGCCGCCAUCCGUAGCCAUUUCGGAUCAAGGGGAGUCCACCAUCUGCAGUCGUCAAUCCUGUGCGAAAGCAAUGCUGCCGACACAGCCCUUGCACCUGCAGCCAGCAAGCUGUCGCUUGCCGUUGCGCAAUGCUUCCGCUUGUGUUGCUUGUGCCCCUGGCACUGGUGAGCCUCGACCUCGUGGUGCCGUGGCCAUCGGCUUCGGGCGUCGGGCUGCCCGCGGUGCUGGUGCCCUCGAGCUUGGCUCCAGACGCGGUGAUGUCGAGGCGUUUGUCUUAUUACCACCCUGGCUACAACAGCUACGACGACCACAACGCCCCCUACAAGUCGGUCGACCCAUAUGCAUAUGACGAGGGUAGGGCGUUUGAGGUUUUCUACUACCUGUAUAUCUACGGGAUGAUGUUAUUCAUGAUUUGGGUGCCGCUUAUGGUCGCCAGUUUGACUGUACCGUGGGUCUUCGCUUGCCGGUACAAGAUGAACGUGACCGACAAUAGGCCGCCCCUCCAGGACGGGCUGGCUCCGUGCGCGCAGACGGACGACUUCGAGACACGCCAGUUCUUCGGCUGCCUCGAGCACAUGUCCACCUGUCUGCAUGCGCUGUGCUGCCCAGUGUGCCGCGCCGCGGACACCUACAAAGGAGCUGGCAUCGAAGAGUACUGGGGCGUGGUCUUGUACUUCAUAUUGGCCAUCGUAGUCGGCGACAUCGUUGGCAUUAUUGUCGAAGUCCUGAUUGUCAUGUCUAUAUUCGCAGGUUACCCCCAAAACUACUCCCUAGACACGUGCAUGAAACUCCAGCAGCUAGCCAUUUUGGUCGGUUACACAGUCUCGAUACUCAUUGUGGGUCUCUUCCUCCAGAAGUAUCGCCGCACGCUGCGGGCGAAGCUCUGCGGGCGCGAGGAUGUGGGGCCGAACAUCUUCGUCGACGUCCUCCUGUUCGGGUUCUGCACCAGCUGCGUCAUCGCACAGGAGGCGCGGGAGCUCGACAAAGCUAUGGGCGUCACCGUCGAGUGUUGCUGCCUGCUGAGUACAGGCCAGCCCCUCCAGGACGCCCAGCCCUUGGUCGGCCAGCCAGUGCAAGGUCAGGUGAUGUAGGAUGGCCACGAUGGGGUGAAAUGGAGGUAGAGAGGACUCGACUGAAUCUGAUUCUGCCGGCGCGUGCGACUAGCCCGGCGUCUCUAUAAAUAGCCCCUUCGGUGCUUGCGGCCGUUGCGGUUGUGCGUGCCGACCCGGGAGCGGCCUUGCGCUUCAACGAGUGCCAAAGGUGCCGCAAGUUUUGUUCAGUGCCAUUCCCAGCCUGCCAGCGUCGAUCCCAAGCAGUGUGUUUCUGCUCUGUGGUGCAUGCUGUGUGGUGUUGGCCUGCGGGUGCCCGUGAGGCGCCAACGGGCCACAGCCGCCAGGGGGGGGGGGAGAUGUCUGGGUCACGGGAGUUUUACGACGUUGCUUUUGGCUUCUCCUCGAGCUGACCGACGGCGCCGCGGACAGUCAGCAAGCUGACAGGCCGCAGUCAGAGUGCAGCGAGCUCGGGGGGGAUUCAGCGUGGCUUGUGAUGUUUUGGUGGACUGUGCGGUGGGACAGAUUCAUCAUCAUCAGCAUC
This is a messenger RNA of Prorocentrum cordatum, 1645 nucleotides long. Lineage: Eukaryota; Dinophyceae; Prorocentrales; Prorocentraceae. The record is from the annotation of a GenBank genome assembly.